Molecule: messenger RNA, 663 nt
Organism: Guyanagaster necrorhizus
Lineage: Eukaryota; Fungi; Basidiomycota; Agaricomycetes; Agaricales; Physalacriaceae
Exons: 1
Coding region: 134-475 (113 amino acids)
Source: RefSeq, a predicted model, not a curated record
AGAACACACCGAACCACUGGUCCGAGUCAGCUGGUUAGUGUCGCGUUCACAAGACUAUUCUGCGAAGUUCGGAGAAACACCCAGUGUAAUGACCCACAGGAGGAGGCGAAGCCUCGAAGCUUAGGGAUGCGGGAUGAAAGUAGGAAUGAAGAAGAGACACCUAGCGCCGAUGUCUCUCAUGAAUCAGCAUCAGCCGAGACUCGGCACUGAGACACAGACGGCACCAGCAAUCCCUCUUCAUGGACGAGCGGAGCUCUGUAUCUCUGUGUCGACAGAGAUUGUGACAAUCUCGAGAGUCACGCAGAGGCCUGCGAAAACGCUCCCUACCCUUGGAAUCCGCCUUUACGACGGCCAUUUUCAGCACAUAAAAUUGCUAUCCUACAAUCCCCGCAAAUUUCAUCAAAUUUCACGAACUGAUGCACAGAAUUUGAGUAUUGAGUCAAGUUACUACAGAAUAGUUCAGGGAUACCAAUAGCAAAUCAUAACAGUAUGAAGAAGUUAUGGGAUAGUUAGCAAUGGAAGCGUAAUGUUCAAUAGUACUUAAUAGGCAUAAGGACAGCUGGGACUAAAAAACUGCGGAAAAAAAGGCGAGACAUAUUCAAUAUUGAUAGCGGCCGGGUUUAGACGGCUCAUAAGCAUAGGGUGGGAGCAUCCGAUGUGCUA